AUGACUAUUUCAAAAUCUAUAGAUAUCUUGUUUAGUGACCUUGAGCACCAAUUUUCAAUCAAGAAAAAGAACCUGGACCCCAUUGUGAAGGGUUUUAUCAAUGAAUUAAACACAGGGUUAACUACUCCGUCUACCAAAAUAGCUACGAUGAUUCCUUCUUUUGUUACAAAAUUGCCCACUGGUAAUGAAACAGGCACGUUUUUAUCAUUGGAUAUGGGAGGCACCAAUCUUCGUAUAUCUGCUGUAGAAUUAAAAGGGCAGGGACAAGUGCAAGUACUUGAAUUGAAACGUGUCGCUUCCAAAGAGCUGAAAACGGGCGAAGGCUCCGUGUUUUUUGACUGGAUAGCAGACGCCAUGGAAGAGUUGGUGCAUAAAAAGGCGAAACAUCUUUUUGAUACUGAUCAACUUCAAGGCAUAGAGCCAUUAGCUCUGGGUAUCUGUUGGAGCUUCCCCGUUCAUCAGACUUCUGUCAACCGUGGGACGAUUUUAAGAAUGGGCAAAGGGUUUACAUUAAAAAAUACAGAAGGCCGCGACCUGUCUGAUAUGUUACACGAGGCAUUUGAUCGCAAGGGAUUAAAUGUCAAAGUCAGCGCUAUCUUGAAUGAUGCCGUAGGUACUUUGGUAGCACAUGCUUAUGUAAACCCAAGAUCUCGCAUCGGAUUUAUUUUUGCUACUGGAGUCAAUGCUUCAUACCCUGAAAAAAUAUCUGCAAUGAAGGCGAAACUUGAACCCGAGUAUUAUCAAAACCAGGAUGCCGAUACAGAAAUGAUUCUAAAUACGGAGAUUGAUAUAUUUGGAAGUGAGACUUACUUACCCUUAACUUCCUACGAUCUAGCUCUGGAUGCUGCACACAAUCAACCCAAGUUUCAGUUAUACGAGAAGAUGUUAUCUGGUGCUUAUCUCGGUGAGCUUACUAGACUGAUUGCUUUAAACUUUAUUGAGUCAGGAGGAUUGUUCGAAGGUGUUAUUCCUGAAGGAUUUGAAGAACCAUACUCGUUUCCUACAAUGUACAUGAGUGCACUAGAAAAUGAUAUCAGUGUUAAUAAGGAGGAGAGUUUCAAGAUUCUUUCAAACUAUCAAACAGUACAGCCUCCUACAUAUUCCGAUAUUGUCAUACUAACACGUAUAUGUCGAAUCGUCUCCACUCGUAGUGCAGCUUUAGCUUGUGCCUCAAUUGCCGCAAUGAUUGAAAAGCAAGGUCUAGAUAAAAAUGAAGACGGCAGUGAUAUUGUUAUUGGUAUCAAUGGUUCAACAUAUGAGUUUUACCCUUAUAUGUCCGAUAGAAUUCAUAAUUCUCUGCUUGAAUGGUUUGGCCCUGAUGUUUCAGACAGAAUUAAAUUGGAAGUAGCCAAAGAUGGUGGUAGCAUUGGCGGUGCCUUGAUUGCUAUGUUAUGUAGCAUAUAA
Molecule: messenger RNA, 1404 nt
Organism: Mucor mucedo
Lineage: Eukaryota; Fungi; Mucoromycota; Mucoromycetes; Mucorales; Mucoraceae
Exons: 4
Coding region: 1-1404 (467 amino acids)
Biological process (GO): intracellular glucose homeostasis; glycolytic process; glucose 6-phosphate metabolic process
Cellular component (GO): cytosol; mitochondrion
Molecular function (GO): D-glucose binding; glucokinase activity; fructokinase activity
Source: RefSeq, a predicted model, not a curated record